Molecule: messenger RNA, 2053 nt
Organism: Orbicella faveolata
Lineage: Eukaryota; Metazoa; Cnidaria; Anthozoa; Scleractinia; Merulinidae
Source: RefSeq, a predicted model, not a curated record
GAUAUCAGAGUAAAGUUUACAUCAGUGAAGUGCGGCAUCAAGUUUUAAAUUCAGAGAGCAAGAGCAACGAUGACAAGUCAAUGCCUGCGUUUUUGUCCUGGGGCGGAGCAAAACUUGAAUCUGGACAAAUCUCUACUGCCAUCAAUGCUGCUUGGAAAAAGGCAGGGUUAGAAGAACAUGUUUCUUCAACAAUAUUUCGGAAGUCAACUGUAACAAAGGUACAUAAAGAGCACAAAGCAAUGAAAGAUGAUCUAGCUGAUCUUAUGGGUCACAAGAGAACCACUGCAGAAAGGUUCUAUCGUCUACGUCAAAAGGAAGAGGCGUGUGUUGAAGCAGCAAAUAACCUGACCUCCAUAGUGAGAAUACCGGAGAAAGUGCCUGUACCAGAACAUAAAAUAUCAGCAAUAGCCAACGACAAGGACUCGCAUCCUGAAAGCUUGAGAAAGGAACGUCUGUUGUGGAAAGAAGAGGAGGUGGCUGCUCUCAAGGAGCUCUUUGCUGAUGAGAUGAAAAAGAAGUCAAUUACACUGGUGGCUGUCAGGGAUAAAAGAAGUGAGCAUCCCACUCCGCGGCAUUUAGAUACAAAGAGAGUGUGUGACAAGGUUCAGAGCAAAUGGCGGUUCAAAGAUCCCAAGCACAACGAGGAGGAAGACAAGAGCAGUGAUCCUUCAUGUAAACCCCCUGAACAGACAGAAAACCUUAGUGAUAAAAUGAGUUGCUUUUUUGAAAGAUCAGCUGACAAAAGUACCAGCAGCUCAUUGGAUGUUGUUCUGCCUUCAAACACCGGCUACUUAAGCAGAAGCAUUUUCAGCGAUGAAGAAAGGAAAUUCCUUCUCCGAGUGUGUGGUGUAAUGGUAAGGGGAGGAAUCAUAUCAAAGCCACACAUCAAGAAACUUCUUCAAAAAGAAAACAAGGGUAAGGAGCUUCUUCGCAAAUUUACCAUCGAGCAACUUGUUAAUCGACUAAAAUAUGAAAGACGGCUAAACAAUCGCCAGUCACAGUCAUGAUCCUAAGGAAUUGGUAUGCCACUAACAAUUUUAUUCUUUUUGCCUUUUACUAAUGACUUACGGCAAAUUGCAUUUUUUCUUUUUCCAUGAAAUUCAAUAUCCAUUUUUAAAUGCAUUUUUUUGCUGUCAUCAAUAUAAUUAAUAGUACAAAAUCCAAUCACAGUGAUCAUUUGAACCAGUUGGUGUUUCAGUCACUUCAAGAUGAUUGACUACAGCAUAAAACGUAACCUUAGGCAGACAGAGUCUAAAGAUUAUUGAAAGGCACAGUGACGUGAAAGUUAUUCUUUGGUAUCAAGAGACCAAUGUUACUGUUAAACUGUGUUGCAUGCAUGCGCAGCUGUCUAAGCUGGAACAGUACUAGUAUUGACCCCCCUUGGGGUGAAAAUUAUUUUGGAAACACUUUAUUUUCAGCCUAAGGGAAAAAAAAGAAGAAAGCGAACCAGCAUGCCCCAUGAUAAUCUUAUUUAGUCUAGUUUAAGCUGUGCACAAUAAGUAUUUGGGAAACACAUCGUCCGUUCCUGAAAAGACGAGGAACUGCUAGUAGCAGCGAAUCCUCUCGUAACUGAACAAGAACAAAAAUACAAAAGCGAAGGUUAGAUAUUUUACUUCAGAGUUUAUUCUGUUAGCCAUCAAACGAAGCCUUCAUUUUUUUUUAAGUGUGUGUUCUCCCAAGAAGACUGAGGACAGUCUGAAGUAAUAUAUGGAGUGAAACUAAUUUGACAAGUCAACGUGAACUCUUAUGGCUUGUAGCAUUUAUAUGUUUGCAUAGCUGUAUUUUCUACCUUUCAAUUUAUUUUUCUUUAUACUUGUUUCUGAAUGGAACUUGCAAUAAGCUGAGUAUUAUGAGAAUAAUGCAUGGAUUUUUUUGUCUUUUCUUUUUCUUUACAGCAAUGAAUUUAGUGUCUGAAUGUGCCAGCACCCAUCUUGUAAAAUUGAGAUCUCUGUAUUAAAGUUGCUAUAUCUUUUGUAAGGAGUUUGUUUUGGAUCUUUUUGAGUCUCUUAAUGUUUUUUCCUUGAAAGAGAUAUUCUUAAAUAUUCAGUGAAGA